AAGAUUAUUAAAACCCGAAUUCGAAGUUCAACAAUCACCUGCAAUUUCACUUCUACUAAAAAAUAUUUUCUACAUUUAACACCAGUAUAAUUACUUGACGAAUUUAAUUAAAUUUUCUGAAUUGAUUGAAUAUAAAAUGACACUUUACCAUUUUGGAAAUUGUGUAGCACUCGUUUAUGUGCCAUAUUAUCUCACCUAUAAGUAUUCUGGGCUUUCUGAAUAUGGCGCCUUCUGGAAAUGUAUACAAGCCGGUGGUAUUUAUAUUUUCACUCAACUGUGCAAAAUGCUUGUGCUGGCUACGUUUUUUGAUUCCGACACUCUGAAUGGUUCAGGGGAGGGCUUUAGUUUCUUAGCGGAGUUUCUUAAGAGUAGUGUUAACGUAGCCGAUUUACUUGGCUUCGCUUUGAUACUUUCACGCAUACCAGGUAAAGGACACAAUAAAUUGAUAACGACCGGCUUAGGGUGGGCCGCUGCAGAAGUUAUACUUUCUCGUGGCAUUAUGCUYUGGGUUGGAGCACGUGGCACAGAAUUCAGCUGGAUUUACAUACUUAAGUGUCUAGAGUCUAAUGUUUUAUUGGUGCAGCAUAUCACCACUGCCACAUUAAUGUGRCUUUUCUCUAGGCAUGAUCUUAACAAAACACUAAAACCUUUAGUGACCAUUUUAUUAGCGCUGACAAUAUUUAAGGGCGUUUGGCUUGAAGGACUGCUUAGCGUGCUUACCUUCGGACCUUGGUCGACAAUUGCUAUAAAAGCGCUGAUUGCUUCUAUCAUGGGAUUUAUGUCGCUUCAUAUUUACACAGGAUUAGCUCAGCAAAUAGGCAUUUAAGCUAUUAGAAGACAUGUGAAUUAUAACACGAUUAAAUGCUAAUGCUAUAACAACUUGUAAUAUAUAUACUUUAUAACAAAUUCAACAAGUAAUAUACUUUUCAACAAUAACAAGAUAAUAUAACAACAA
Messenger RNA from Bactrocera latifrons, 955 nucleotides. RefSeq names its product transmembrane protein 147. The record is from RefSeq and is a predicted model, not a curated record. NCBI's taxonomy places the organism in Eukaryota, Metazoa, Arthropoda, Insecta, Diptera, Tephritidae. The transcript has 5 exons. The coding region runs from base 137 to 826 and encodes 229 amino acids.